This is a messenger RNA of Phycomyces blakesleeanus NRRL 1555(-), 381 nucleotides long. RefSeq lists its product as hypothetical. Bases 1 to 381 code for a protein of 126 amino acids. NCBI's taxonomy places the organism in Eukaryota, Fungi, Mucoromycota, Mucoromycetes, Mucorales, Phycomycetaceae. The record is from RefSeq and is a predicted model, not a curated record. The transcript is spliced from 3 exons.
AUGUGUUUCGUUGGCAAGGAGGUACCUGCUUCUAUGAGAGCUGUGGAGAGUCUCCAUCACUUUGAAGGAAACAGAUACGGUGUCAAUGGUCCCAAUGUUUUUAGGAAUCUCCACACAUUGACAAGUCCUGCUUUUUUUGGGCUUGACGAGAUGCAUCUCAUUGGCCAUGGGAUCAGUCAUCAGCUAUACAAUGCAUUGAAUGGCGAAUUUAAUAUGAGUAACAAGACUGAGAACAAUAAACUGUAUUGGCAAGUCCAGACCAGACAUCUCAGCAAACUUCACUGGCAUCUGGAGAUUGCUGAAGGAAACAACCAGCAGACAGAAGGCAGUCAACUAGCUCGGCUUCCUUCUGUUUGUUAUACCAACAGUUGUGGUCCAUAA